Messenger RNA from Oppia nitens, 1771 nucleotides. RefSeq names its product kelch domain-containing protein 3-like. Gene Ontology annotation, molecular function: protein binding; chromatin binding. Gene Ontology annotation, cellular component: cytoplasm. The record is from RefSeq and is a predicted model, not a curated record. The coding region runs from base 322 to 1545 and encodes 407 amino acids. NCBI's taxonomy places the organism in Eukaryota, Metazoa, Arthropoda, Arachnida, Sarcoptiformes, Oppiidae. The transcript has 4 exons.
UAUUUAUGACCACAAGAAAACAUAUAUCUCUCACAUCAUAACACAACACAACACACGACGCGAUACGCCGUUUGAUAUCUUCUUCUUCUUCAUCGUUGUUGUCGUUGUUGUUGUUGCCGAAGACUAGUUGGUCACCAAAUUUAUCACAAUAUCCAUCACCGCUCUCACCGCCCACCCGUUGACCACUCGGUCCAACUAAAUGCUUAUCCGUUAAGUAAGAGAGAGACAGAGAGAGAUAGUUCCGACACCGACACGACCCGCGAAACUGAUAGCUAACUGACCGAUAAAUAAAAACCCGACGGGCAAUCAAACACGAACCAAAUGUAUUGGACGAUUCACUUGGAAGGCGGUCCGAGACGUGUAAAUCACGCGGCCGUUUCCGUCGGGACCAAUGUCUACUCGUUUGGCGGCUACUGUACCGGCGAUAACUAUGGCCACUGUAAGCCAAUCGACUGUCAUAUAUUGGACACGGAGACACUUCGGUGGCGUCCGUGUCUGCCAUCGAGACUAAAGGCCAGACAACAACUGCAACAACAAUCGUUUGCCGAGUUUGAUCCGCACGAGUCUAACAUACCGUUUCAACGCUACGGCCAUACAGUUGUAGUCAAUGGCGAUCUAAUAUAUUUGUGGGGCGGACGUAAUGAUAACUGUGCCGACGAUACCCUAUAUUGUUUCGAUACGGCUAGCGGCGAAUGGCUGGAUAGGCCAAAAGUUAGCGGUCGUAUACCCGGUGCCCGUGACGGACAUACAGCUGUCUCGAUCGACAAUAAGAUGUAUAUAUUUGGCGGUUACGAGGAACUAACUGAACGAUUCUCUAAUGAUAUCUAUGUCCUCGACAUGACUACCUUCGUAUGGAAGUACGUGACAGCCAGCGGUCAGCCGCCGACUUGGCGUGACUUUCAUUCGGCCGUUGCCUACGAAGAUCGUAUGUAUGUAUUCGGCGGCCGUUCAGAUCGUUCGGGACCUAAUCAUUCGCAGCACGAAGUCUACUGCAACGAACUGAUGUAUUUCAAUACGACAACCAAUACGUGGAUCAAACCAUCGGUGACCAAUCAGUCGUCAUCGCAGCCGCCGCCGUGCGGUCGGCGCAGUCAUUCGUCGUUUGUCUACCAGAAUAUGAUCUAUAUUUUUGGCGGUUAUAAUGGUUUAGAUAGACAGCACUUUAACGACUUGUAUCAGUUUGAUCCGCGCCGACAAGUCUGGUCACUGGUCGACGUCCGCGGCCGUCAUCGGCCGUGUGCCCGACGGCGCCAAUGUUGUUGUGUUGUCGGCGAUCGACUCUAUUUAUUUGGCGGCACCAGCCCAUACCCGGCAUCCCUGUGCCAAACCUAUGCAUUACCGCAGAUGAUUGAUGUCAGUCUUCGGGAUCAUUCGGAUCUCUAUGUUCUUGAUUUCAAGCCAACAUUAAAGACGUUAACGAUUUUGGUGGCCAUCGAUAAGGAACUGAUUCGAUCGUAUUUACCAAAGAAUAUACAGUUAGACAUCGAAAUGAUGACCAGAGAUAAUAAUGUUAAUAGAGAUAGAAGUUCACCGAAUCAGGGCUAACAUCCUCGUGAGCUUAGGGAUGGAUGGAUUGAUGGGUGGGUGGGUGUGUAUUGUUAGUUUGAUUUUUAAGAUACUAUGACUAUUACCACUAUUUAUUGAAUUAUUUAAAAAAAAAAAAUUAUAAAUGAUAUAUAAAUAAGUUUUAACUAAUGAGAGCCUUUUAUUUGGAUUGUAUAUUAAAAGUAGUACUGUAUUUAAAAAAUAAAUUAAUAAAUUGUUUGCUAAU